This is a messenger RNA of Aedes albopictus (Asian tiger mosquito), 5089 nucleotides long. RefSeq names its product protein groucho. The record is from RefSeq and is a predicted model, not a curated record. Gene Ontology annotation, molecular function: transcription corepressor activity; protein binding. The transcript has 17 exons. Gene Ontology annotation, biological process: negative regulation of canonical Wnt signaling pathway; regulation of DNA-templated transcription. Gene Ontology annotation, cellular component: transcription regulator complex; nucleus. The coding region runs from base 1949 to 4195 and encodes 748 amino acids. Lineage: Eukaryota; Metazoa; Arthropoda; Insecta; Diptera; Culicidae.
CGCAUGUGUUGGUUCCGCCGCGCCAAACUACCGUUUGCUCGGCCAUUGCAGCUCACUACCACCAUCGUCCAACGGUUUCCCAGCACCAGCAGCAUGGCGCACCAUGCGCUCCGUUCAUGGCUCAAGCCUACCCAGUCAGUCAGUAGUAGUGCAGCGUUGGUCCCGGUCAGAUCGUUCCGUAUUCGUUCCCGCCGCAAUCAACCAGCGUCGUCGUCGCCGUUGUCGUGUACAGGCCUCUAGGUACCGUACAAAAGAAGUAAACCGCGCGAGUGAGCCGUGCUGCUGAAUUACCGCGAGCGCGCCGUCCGUCGCCACCGUUGUUGUUGUUGGAUUGGAGCGCGUGGUGUGUGGCGUGAGAGAGGGAGAGAAAGUGAAACCGCGCGUUGUUCCGCCGCGCCUGGUCGCGUAUUCUGGUCUAGCGGGACGCGCGUCGCCGCCGCCAUCAUCACCCACAGUGACCUACCCCGACCGUGUGUGUGAGUGUUCUUCGUGCGGGGAGAGCGGGUAGAAGAAGAAGACGUGUGUCGGUGAGUAGUGUGCUGGUUGAGUGGGGUAUUCUGCGGUGUGUAACCACACGGCCACCCACCCGUUACCUCCUCUGCCCCGUGUGAGCGUGUGACAGUGGUGGAGCAGAGCAGAUCUUCCGUUUCACCACAGCUUUUAAUUCAUUCAAACCGGCGAACCGCCACCCGUUUGUAACCGCUACCGCCGCGACGCCCCUCUGGAGCGGUUGUCAUUCGUUUGAGUCGCCCGCCGAACCGAAAGUCCCACAUGGUGUGAGCUCUGAGCUGCUGAUGGUGCUCUCUGAUGCGGAUGCGGGGCGAGUGGGAUUAUAAAUAGUUUGACUAAUCAAGUUGUAGUGUGUUGAGGGGGGAGGAGUGCAACAAGAAGCAAAAGAAGACGAAAACACGGCCGCAGAGAAAGCCAAGCCGAACGAAGCAAGUGAGCGAGCGUUGGUGUGCUUUAAUUUUUCCUAAACGAUCGGACGCGUGUUUGACAUUUUGGGUCACCGUCCGCCGUCGUUCUCCGCCUUUGUUGAUUGGUGUCGUGAAUGCCGUCGUGGCUCAGUGAUUGUGCGAGACGAGCAGUAUAUUCACGCGGGAAUUAAAACCGUUGAUUAAUAUACGUAGGAAGAUAAGUGAACCGUUUAGGGAAAAGUCAGUGAUAUUAUUGGCCGAAGAAGCGGCAUCAACUACUUGAGAAAAGUGUCGUUGAGAUUAUUGAGUGACGAGUUGUUGACGAGAAGAAGAACGUGAACCCCACAAGAUUGGAUUACGCCGACGGUAGUUUGAAUCAGUGAAAGGUUCUCGUUUUCCCACCACCAACAACUAUUGGAUUGAACGCGCCGAACAACAAACGAAGGAGAACAUCAGAGGAUAAUCACAACCCAUCAGCGCGGAAGUGUUUUAACGAGAAGUGUGGUUGCUGCUUUUUUGGUUCAGUGUAAUAAGUUGUUUUUCGAGAGGAAAUAAAGUGAAAUUAGGCCUCUUUGUUCGAAGAGCAGUAUAGUGGAAGAUACCGAAUAGGGGAAAAUUUCGAUCACAUGUGAGAUUCGCAGUGUUCACAGAGAAAUCAGAGUGUGAAAAAAGUGUGGAUAAUUAAACACAGUGAAGUCGUCUUCCGCGGGAAAAUUUCCGUAGCCGUCGAAUCGAAUUCGGGAUAAUUCGAUUAAAUAUGCCGUUCUCGGUGCUGCUGGCAGCUGUCUACCAGAAAUCAAGCCGAAAUCUCUUUGCCGUCGUCGGUAGCCGCCGUCGCCUCUGCUGUCAGCGCUGAGUGUGUGGAUUACCAGUGUUGCCCCCCUGCAAGGUUAAUCGGUUGUGCGUGUGAGAAAGAAACCGCUGAAAAGCUCCAGUGCAGUGUAGUGCAGUGCAGCAGUGUGAACAACAAUAGCAACGACUAAUUUCGUUAGUGAAGAUAAUCCCUCCAUCGAAGCAAAAAGUGAGGCGCGAUGUAUCCCAAUUCAGGAAUCAACGCGGCGGCCGUCGCCCGACAUCCGGGCCCACCGCAGUCGGCGCAACCGUUCAAAUUAACCGUAACCGAGAGCUGUGAUAGGAUAAAGGAGGAGUUCAACUUUCUACAGGCACAAUAUCACAACUUAAAAAUGGAAUGUGAAAAAUUAGCUCAGGAAAAAACGGAAAUGCAGCGGCACUAUGUGAUGUACUACGAGAUGUCAUAUGGACUCAAUGUCGAAAUGCACAAACAGACGGAGAUCUCCAAGAGGUUAAAUGCAAUAAUCACCCAGAUUGUACCGUUCCUGUCGCAGGAACACCAGCAGCAGGUGCUGACCGCAGUCGAACGGGCGAAACAAAUCACCAUGUCCGAGCUGAACGCUGUGAUAGGGCGACCGGAUCUGCCGCGGCUCCUCCAGCAGAUGCACGCCCAGCAGAUCCCCGGGGCGCACGGAGCGCCCCCGAUGCCCGUCGGCAUGCCCCACCCUAGUCUCGGCCCGGGAGCCCUCGGAGGUCCCCUGAGCGCCCUCGGCAGCACCCCACCCCAGCACCCUUUAGCCAUCCUCAACAAGCAGGAACUGCACCGGCCGGAAGAGUCCAAGAGCAGCAACAGCAACAUCAUGCCCCUCGAUGACCGACAUCGAAGUUCAAUUUCACCCACCGAUCGAGACAAGUACCGACCGCGGACGCCCGAAUCUUCCCACGAGCUGAAGAAGGUCAAGAAGGAGGAGAAGGACAUGGGUCAUUCCGAUGGGGAGAAGUCCGACCAGGAUCUCGUAGUUGACGACGCGUCGGAGAUUAAUCCGAUGAGCCCGAUGCCCAAUCAACACCACAAUGGAACCGCCUCCCCUCGCGAGAAUGGCAUGAUGCCCAAAAAGCUAGACGUUCAGGACCGUGAACGUAUCGGUACCCACUCACCUCGAUCAGGAACUUCCUCCAACGCUUCCACCCCGUCCAACAAGAAAAUGGACGAUAAACCAACGACCCCGAUCGCGAAACCUGCCACCCCGACCAAUUCGGCCGCCAGCAAUGGAGUGCCCAAGGUCGUCAACAAACCGCCAGUAUUGAACCCGGGCUAUCCGCCGUACCUGGGUGGACCCUUGAAUGGAGCGCCACACGAACUGCAAGCCGCCUACGGAGGACCCGGAGUGCACAACAACCUGCCGCACUCGUUGAACAACUACGCCCGGGCGCCGCUCGCUUUCGAUCCACAUCCGCAGAUGCGGGCCCCGCUGGGGCCGAUUGCCAUUCCCGGAGGAAAACCUGCCUAUUCCUUUCACGUGAACGCCGAGGGCCAAAUGCAACCGGUGCCCUUUCCGCAGGACGCCCUGGUAGGACCGGGGAUUCCGCGGCACGCCCGCCAAAUUAGCUCCCUCAACCACGGCGAAGUGGUAUGCGCCGUAACGAUCUCGAACCCCACCAAGUACGUCUACACCGGCGGCAAGGGUUGCGUCAAGGCGUGGGAUAUCUCCCAGCCGGGAAACAAGAACCCCGUCUCGCAGCUGGAUUGCCUGCAACGGGACAACUACAUCCGCUCGGUGAAACUCCUGCCGGACGGUCGGACACUGAUCGUCGGCGGUGAGGCCUCCAACCUGUCCAUCUGGGAUCUCGCUAGUCCAACGCCGCGCAUCAAAGCGGAACUAACCUCCAACGCGCCGGCCUGCUACGCGUUGGCCAUCUCCCCGGACUCGAAAGUGUGCUUCUCGUGCUGCUCCGACGGCAACAUUGCUGUGUGGGACCUGCAGAACCAGACGCUGGUGCGGCAGUUCCAAGGUCACACCGACGGAGCAUCCUGCAUCGACAUUAGCGCCGAUGGUACAAAACUGUGGACCGGUGGUCUGGACAACACCGUUCGAUCCUGGGAUCUGCGAGAGGGCCGACAACUGCAGCAGCAUGACUUCACCUCGCAGAUCUUCUCGUUGGGUUAUUGUCCUACGGGAGAAUGGCUCGCCGUCGGUAUGGAGAACUCCAACGUCGAGGUGCUGCACGCCACCAAACAGGACAAAUAUCAGCUCCACCUGCACGAGAGCUGUGUGCUCAGUUUGAAGUUUGCCGCCUGCGGCAAGUGGUUCGUAUCCACCGGCAAGGACAACCUGCUGAACGCGUGGAGGACGCCCUACGGUGCCUCGAUCUUCCAGUCAAAGGAAUCAUCCUCGGUAUUAAGCUGUGAUAUCUCGGCCGACGAUAAAUACAUCGUGACCGGGUCGGGCGACAAGAAGGCCACCGUCUACGAGGUAAUCUACUAAGUUGGUUGGCGAUGCGCCCUUCACGCCCAGCCAGAUUGGCCCCGCGCCCACAAGAGACUUCACGUCCCCACCUUCCCUCAAACCGCGUCGGCCACAUGCAGAGUAAGUAAGCAAAACAACACUGAAACAAAUUAGAACACCACGUUUGCGCGUUUCGUUGAAAGUGACGACGCGUCCAGAAAGAUGGUGCACCAAAAGUGUCAUAUGUUAAAGAUUGUCUUAACAGCAAGUCUUAAAAAAACGGAGAAAUAACAGUAAUAACGAAAAGAUGGAAAUUAACCUGUAAAGCCUGAUUACACUCAUUAAGCUACCCUGUAAGCUAUAAACGCAAAAACCUUCUAAAUGUGUAAAAAUAGUAAGUCUUAAAUAGACUCUUAGUUUGCAGAAGCAAAACAGUCUCAAAUGUAAAAAUGCCUAACCUUUCCCCCUAGUUUUGAGCGUAAGGACUAUACAAACUCCCUUAAAAUUAGUAGUAGAAAAUCAGGAAAAAGUGCUCUCAAAGAAACCAGAAAACACAAACGAGACAAACUUCUCAAUCUCCGACGGGCAGUGUUCCGCAACAUCCUAUUGUAUUAUAACGCCCUUCUCAACAACCAAACCCAAGUGGGGCUGGUGCUGGCUGAGAGGACCUUCUGUCUGUUUUUAGUUUGAUUCCCGGACACCUCUGUUCCGAAAGGGGGAGAGACAACACAGCCUAAUUAUGUAACAGUUAUAAUAGUCGUAUCGAUUCCCGUUCCCGUUGUUGGGGGACGCGUAGGACUUUGUUUCUUAGUUCCGUAGUGUAUAGAGUAAAAAUAUAUAUAAUUAGAAUUUUGUUUAUUUGUCCCACACAAAGUAGAAUGUAACAUGGGAAAGCUUUACUUUCUGUUGAACUCAUUUGUCGCGCGAACUACA